Molecule: messenger RNA, 2122 nt
Organism: Fundulus heteroclitus (mummichog)
Lineage: Eukaryota; Metazoa; Chordata; Actinopteri; Cyprinodontiformes; Fundulidae
Product: T-complex protein 11-like protein 1
Exons: 9
Coding region: 1-1458 (485 amino acids)
Biological process (GO): regulation of sperm capacitation
Cellular component (GO): sperm flagellum; acrosomal vesicle
Source: RefSeq, a predicted model, not a curated record
AUGUCCGGUCGGAGAGAGGAGCCCACUGAUGAUUCCCCGGCUGACCUUCCCAGUCUGGAAAAACUCGACUCUCCUGCAGGGAGCCCACCCACUGCCUCGUUAUCCAGUCUGAUGGAGCUAGAAAACUGUGUCUCCAACCUGAGCCUCGCACAUGAGAUAGUGGUGAAUGGAGACUUCCGCCUGAAACCCCGAAGCCCCCCCACCGACAGCCUGGAGGGCAGAGUGACAGACGCCGUUCACCGGGCGUUCUGGGACGGUCUUCGGGAAGAGCUGAGCAGCGACCCUCCAAGCUACAGCCAAGCAGUGAAGCUGCUGCAGGAGGUCAAAACUAUGCUCGGGUCGCUGCUGUUGCCCGCUCACGUCAGGUUGAGGUCUCGGCUGGACGAAGGGCUGGACAUGGAGCUGAUCCAGCAGCAGGUGCAGCACGGAGCUCUGGACCUCCACAGGCUGGCGGGAUUUGUCGUCGACAUGAUGGCGUCUUUGUGCGCUCCUGUGCGUGACCCCGAGGUCCGGGCGCUGCGAGGCCUCGAGGAGCCCGUGGAGCUCCUUCGGGGGAUCUUCCGCGUGUUGGAGCUGAUGAAGACCGACAUGGUUAACUUCACCAUCCAGAGCCUGAGGCCUCAUCUCCUGCAGCAGGCUGUGCAGUAUGAGAGAGCCAAAUUUCAGCAGAUCCUGGACCAGCACCCAGCUUCUCUAGACAACACGGCUGCUUGGCUCCAGGCGGCGGCGGCAGAGAAGGCGGCGGCGCUCCGAGCUCAGCGUGACGCUCCCGGUCCUGACAGUGGAGCUCUCCCCAGUGCCACCGCCAUCCUCCACCGCGCCUACACGCGUCUGCUCCACUGGGACCCGCAGGACCCGAAAUAUCCCGAGAGCAUGCUGAUGGACCGAUCCCGCCUGGACGCGCUGGGCCAGCAGCUCCACACGUUGGUCCUGGGGGCUUCUGUGUUGCUCCUGACCGGCACUCGCUGCCGGGGCGUCGCUUUCUCCCUACAAGGGUUUGUAGGUAAACUCAAGCAGACGACCGCUGCCCUGCUGGAGGGCAGUCACGCCAGGGAAGCUGACCUGAAGAGGGCCCUACUGGAGCUCGGGGAGGCGGUAGUGCAGCAGGUGAAAGAGGCGCUGGGCACCCAGGAAGGAGGAGAGUUUCCCCAGGAGAGCCAGGAUCUGCUGAGAGGACAAAUAUCUGACCUGUGGAAGAGUAACAACCCGGUCCGCACACUCAUAGGAGAACGAGUUCAGGGCUUCCUUCUGGCCACGCUGCAAGGCGGCUCGGCUAAAAGGCGUCCAGAGCUGCAUUUUCCCCUCGGGCUGGUGAGUCCAGAGCUCGCAGAGUUGGGGACGGCCUUUGGGCAAAUUGUCCACUUCAACCGAACAGUCUUUGGUCCCUUCUACGCGCCCAUCCUCAGGAAGCUGCUGCUGCCAUCAGGAGAGAGUGAAACUGGGGAGGACUCGCGCUGAACCAUUAAAAACCCACAGUGUCGUGAACAUAAGCUGGCAUUUUUAAUCAAAUGUUGAAUUCAGAUUAUGAUUUUUUUGGGAAUGUUUGAGCUAAAAAUCUGUAGUUGGAACAUAAAACCAUGCAGCUGAACGCCUCCUGUUUAAUCAAAUGUACAGUUUGCAAAAAAAACAACAAAAAAACAUUAGGAGGGAUAUGUAGCAGAAAUAAAUGGCAAGAUAUCAAAAUAUCAAAACACAAGUACCAAAAACAUAUGCUAACAUGUUGUAAAUGAUGCUUUAAUUAUGCUUUACCUUGUUUUCUGUCAAUGAAUGUUUAUGUAUAAAUUACCAAAGACAUUGUGCACUUUUCAUUUAUUUUUUUAUUGUUCUUCUUUUGCACCUUUGAUUAUAAAUCAGAUAUAUACUGUUGGAGAGUUAAUGUGUUACUAAACAGGGGUUUAUGGGGAAACAAAGUUUUUUUUUUUUCAUAUAUCACAGCCAUCCAAAGAGCUCACAUUACAGAACGGAGAAAUAAAAAUACAUGGAUCUCCCAAACACUCUUUGGAAAAAAGAAAACUUAUAAUGAACAAAGUAAAAAAAUAUAUCAUACAGAUGAUCUUCAUAAGUGUUGUAUAUUAUGUUGGGGGUUUAUUUUUCACUCAAAUAAAGUAACUAAUAAGCUUAA